AUGGAAUUCAAAAGAAGACAUCAAAAGAGGCAUGAAAAAUAUGUUGUAGUUAUAAAAGCUCAUGGGGUUUUUAUGAAAGGCAUAUCGAUUAGAGGAAAGGCCAAUGAUGCCUUUAAUGAUGGUGACGAUUAUUGUCUUAAGAAUAUUAUUUAUGUUAUUCUGAAUGUUGAGGUACUCACCUCUGAAACUAGUCCAGACAACCUCAUGCAUAAUAUCCUCACUCACAUUGAACAUACUGAGAGUGGUUAUAAUAUUAAUGUAUUUCAAGAUAUCACUGAAGAUUUUAGUGAAGAAGGAAAUGAAUAUGUCAACCAGGAUGUGUCAGACAACUUGUAUGACAUGUUGGUGACUGAGUCUCCAACUCAAAAGGAGGAUUUUCCUCUGACAAUCCUGAAAUGA
Vicia faba (fava bean) is the source of this 399-nucleotide messenger RNA. The record is from the annotation of a GenBank genome assembly. NCBI's taxonomy places the organism in Eukaryota, Viridiplantae, Streptophyta, Magnoliopsida, Fabales, Fabaceae.